AUGGAGAGAGAUAGAGAGAGAGAGGGAGAGGCAUACCCUUGUCUAGCGAGAAGGUGGAGCAGUGGAGGAGGCUGGACUCGAAAUCGUCCGAGGCUUUCUCCCUCCCGCGCCGGCGUCCAAGACAAAAAGAUUGUGUUUUGCUUGCCCUUGCCGGGCGUACUACGUUGCUCUCUUGUCCUCACUCCUCGCUCCUCCUCCAUGUUGCGUAGGGUUCUCGCGGGAGCGAUCGUGCGCCUCUCCGGCCCCGGAUUCUCCAACCCGCCACCGAGGAGUCGGCCUGUCCUUCUGCCCAUUGCCCCGCGCCUUUCCACCGCGCGGGAGCCGGCCGGCGGCGAGAGCGAGGGGGAGGAGGACGACCCGUUCUCCUUCCCGGACCAGCAGCAGCUCCCGCCCGACGUGGCGCGGGGCGUGGACGCCGUCGUCACGGCGGCCGAGGGCGCCCACCUGGACGCCGCGCGCGCCGGGGCCCUCCUGGAGCAAUGCGGCGCCGCGGCCUCCGAGACGCUCGUGGUGGCCGCGCUCUCGCGCCUCCGCAACAGCUGGGCCGCCGCGCACGCCGCGUUCCGGUGGGCGGCCGCGCGGGCGCGGCAGCAGCCCGGGUACGCCCCCGGGCGCCACGCGUGCCACUCCAUGCUCGCCAUCCUCGCCAGGCACCGCCGCUUCGACGACGCGCGCGCCCUGCUCGACGAAAUGCGCCGCAGGUCGCUCGCGUCGCCGAGGGCGGUGCUCCUCCUAAUCCGGCGAUACUGCGCCGCGCGAGACGUUGCUAGCGCGAUCGCCGCGUUCCGCGCGCUCCCGAGCUUCGGCAUUGAGCCUGGGGUCGCCCAGUUCCAUGGCCUCCUCAGCGCCCUCUGCCGGUACAAGAACGUCAAGGACGCGGAGCACCUGCUUCUGUCCAGCGACAAGGAGUUCCCGUUCGAGACCAAGGGCUUCAACAUCGUGCUCAACGGCUGGUGCAACAUGGUCUGCAGCGUGCGGGAGGCCAAGAGGUUUUGGACCGUCAUGGAGCUCAGGGGCGUCGCGAGGGACGUUGUGUCCUAUGGGAGUAUGAUCUCGUGCUUCUCAAAGGCCGGGAGCUUGGAUUCGGUCAUGAAGCUCUUUAACCGCAUGAAAGAGGCCGGCAUUGUGCCAGACCGGAAGGUGUACAAUGCAGUUGUGCACGCGCUCGCCAAGGGGCAGUGUGUGGAUGAGGCAAGAGCGCUCGUCCGGAGCAUGGAGGAGAAGGGGGUUGCACCAGACACGGCCACUUACAACUCCCUCAUUCGGCCUCUUUGCAAGGCUCGUCAGAUCCAGGAGGCAAGAGAGAUGUUUGAUGAGAUGGUAGGAAGGGGGCUGUUGGCAUCAGUGAGGACAUUCCAUGCAUUGUUCGAUGUUGCUACGAGCCCCACUGAGGUCUUUGAUCUCUUGGAUAAGAUGAAGGCACUACAUUGUGAGCCAGAGAUGGACACUUAUAUUAUGUUGAUCCGGAAGUUCUGCAGGUGGAAGCAGCACGACAGUGUGGAGAAACUGUGGAACGCAAUGCCUGCAAAUGGGCUGACCCCUGAUCGGAGUGCGUACAUUGUGUUCAUACAUGGAUUGUUCCUGAAUGGGAAGUUAGAGGAGGCUGCAAAGUAUUAUGAGGAGAUGAAAGCCAAGGGAUUUUCACCAGAGGAGAAGACUGAAUCAAUGAUACAGGCGUGGCGUUCAGGCAGAGAGCUUGCCAAGGCGUCAGCUUCUGUCGGUUCAAGACGUGGUUCGGUGUCUCUCAAAGUAACUCGUAGAGAGUGGUAA
Molecule: messenger RNA, 1770 nt
Organism: Triticum turgidum subsp. durum (durum wheat)
Lineage: Eukaryota; Viridiplantae; Streptophyta; Magnoliopsida; Poales; Poaceae
Source: the annotation of a GenBank genome assembly